AUGGAUGCAGUUAUGAUGCAUGGAUCGUUUGAUAUUGAUCACAAAUCCAAUCUCAAAAAUCCCCAAAAAUUCCAUCAGAAUCCAAUCAUUUCAAAUUCAAACCCUUCCGACGCGUUCCGGCUAUCCCGGUUCAACUCCGCCGGCCUUCUGCGGCCUCCGCCGCCGCCGUUUCUCCGCCGCCAAUCCUCACAGCCACCCCUGCUGCCCCUCCCCACCGCCGUCCAAAAACCUAGAAACCCUAACAAAUCAAAAUCUCCCAAAAAACAAGGCAAAAACUCGCCGAAGAAAUCCAAGGAUGCCGCGCCGCCGUUGAUCUCAUUCGAUGCGAGAAAGUGUGAGAUCGGCGGCGGCUUGACGUCGGCGGCGGCGGCGGAGGUCGGUGAUCAGGCCGGCAUUUUUUCUAGCUCGGCGGUGUUCACCUUCUCUCCGCCGCCGAGCAGCCUGCCUCUGCCGAGCUUCUCGCUGCGGCCGAGGCUCGGCUGCAAGGCGGCUGCCGGCGCCACCGAUGAUCUGCGGCGCCUUCUUCGGCUGCAGUGA
Messenger RNA from Salvia hispanica, 537 nucleotides. RefSeq lists its product as uncharacterized. NCBI's taxonomy places the organism in Eukaryota, Viridiplantae, Streptophyta, Magnoliopsida, Lamiales, Lamiaceae. The record is from RefSeq and is a predicted model, not a curated record.